Stereum hirsutum FP-91666 SS1 is the source of this 951-nucleotide messenger RNA. Its product is annotated as MRP-like protein. Lineage: Eukaryota; Fungi; Basidiomycota; Agaricomycetes; Russulales; Stereaceae. The record is from RefSeq and is a predicted model, not a curated record. Bases 1 to 951 code for a protein of 316 amino acids. Gene Ontology annotation, molecular function: 4 iron, 4 sulfur cluster binding; ATP-dependent FeS chaperone activity; ATP binding. Gene Ontology annotation, cellular component: cytosol. Gene Ontology annotation, biological process: iron-sulfur cluster assembly. The transcript is spliced from 2 exons.
AUGGCUUCCACAACACAGGAAACCCCAGUGUCCCGCAGGCUGAAACACAUCAAACACAUCAUCAUCGUCUGUUCCGGCAAGGGCGGCGUCGGCAAAUCGUCCGUUUCGACCCAACUCGCACUAUCGCUCCGCGCCUCUUCUCCGACUGCCCGCGUCGGAGUUCUCGACGUCGACCUGACUGGCCCUUCGAUACCGCGGAUGUUAGGUCUCGACGGGCACGGGGUGCAUCAGAGCAGCGACGGCUGGGUUCCCGUGUACUCGGACGGUGCAGAAGCGAGGUUAGCGUGCAUGAGCGUCGGGUUUCUGCUGAAGAAGAAGGAAGACUCGGUGGUGUGGCGAGGGCCGAAGAAGAAUGCGAUGAUAAGGCAGUUUCUGAGCGAUGUGAGGUGGGGAGAACUAGACUACUUGGUGAUAGAUACGCCUCCAGGGACAUCUGAUGAGCAUCUCUCGCUACUGGAACACAUGGCCCCCGUGCACGACCGACUGUCGGCCGUCAUCGUCACAACACCUCAAGCGGUCGCGCUAAUGGACGCGAUGAAAUGUCUCUCGUUCGCACGCACCGUCGAGCUGCCCGUGCUCGGGAUCAUCGAGAAUAUGAGUGGAUAUGUGUGUCCGUGUUGUGGCGAGAUCAGCAACGUCUUCUCGACGGGAGGAGGGGAGGAGAUGGCGAGGCGAGAAGGAUUACCGUUCUUGGGAAGCUUACCAGUCGACACGGAGCUCGUAACACUGCUGGACGCCGCCGCGCCCGUAGCAGAGGAGCAAGAGAGCGAGGGAGCCGGCACCGAGCGAGAUGGAUUGAGCCAGCCGAGCGAGCGAGCGUUCGCGCUUCUAGAGCGAUAUGAGAAGACGUCGUCAGCGAAGUUGUUCAAGAAUAUCGUGCAAGCAGUGCUCGAGAAGUUGCCAGAGCGAGAGGACGGACGUGACGGUGGUGGCGGCGGUGGCGGUCAGUAG